GUGAGUGGCUGUCAGUUAGUCAGUUUGUCAGUCGGUCGGAAAAUGGAACUUUUACUUGACAAGCAGCAUGUAUAACAAAUCUGCGUCAGCGCCGGAGCUCUACGUACGGUCAGCGGAGACGCAAACGGACCCAAGGAAGCACCGCAACACGAAGAUCGACAUUCCGGUCGAGGAGAAUGCCAUCUCGUACGAGCCAAGCCUGAACACUCAGUAUUUGCCGCAGCCCGAAUCGAGGCAUGAACGCAACCCCGGUCGCAUAAUCAGAAUGUUCACGUAUAGACCCUCCCGGCUGGCCUUCCUCUCCUACGUGUAUGUGCUGUUGGUCGUGCAGGUGGCUCUGUCCACGAUGCAGUGGCUACUCUCCACCUAUCGCUGGCGGCCGCAGCUGAAUGGACCGGAGCGCAACUUCAAUAUGCUGCUGCUCUUGCUGACCUGGGUGAAUCUGACAUUGGCAUUUCUUGGCUUCCGCCGGCUGCAGCUCAUGUAUCCCCUGAACUGGAUCAUCUUCCUGUGCAUGUUCGAGAGCCUCACGCUGCUCAUUAUGUUCCUGUGCGUCCGUGAAUUGGACCUGACCUGGUAUAUCAUUGUGAUCGGUUUGGCUGUGUUGUUAAUCUACACGCCUCUGGGCCUCUGGAGGCCCGCCUACUUGACGACGAACCUAUGGAUUUUGAUAUUCCUAAGCGUCACGGUCUUUGUCACCAGCACUCUGGCCCUGCUCACUGGCCUGGCCAUGCACUUGUAUCUCCCGCUGACCUUUUGCGUAACGCUAUUCGGACCGUGGACCAUGUACAAUACGUUUCGAUUGCACAAGAUCUCCCGUGACAUAUACUCGAGGUUCGGCUAUCUGGAGCAAGCGGCCAAAAUGUACAUUGCCUUUGGCUGCACUGUCGGCGGAUUGGUGGUAGUGAGUCGCAUUGCCAGCGACUCCAUUGAGAGCGAGAGCUGCAGGGGCGUGGCGUUUUGUCAUAUGCGAUCCGUUAGCAUCACGUACGGACCGGGAAAUUGAAUUUAUAAAACAGCAAAUCAUUUUUGCCAGCAAUGUCGCAUACUAAGUAUUUUAUAGCUAACUAUAUUCAUUUGGAUAAAUCGUUACUUACCGGGAUUGUGGACGAGCAGCCAGUAGCACAUGGUGACAAUAAAGGCGUACACUGUCGCACAGGUGUAGAGCACCCAGUAGAGGUGAUGGAGGCGACUCUUCUUCGCUUGGCGCACAACCUCAAAGUCCUCACGCUCCACCAUCAUGCCCUGGGUGACUAUCCAAGCGGCCAGCCAUGCCUGCACAGUGCAAAACAGCAGUCCCCAGUGGGUCAGGUAGAUCCACCACUUCGCAUAAUGGUGCUCGAAGUGCUCCUCCGUGCGUCCAAUGUCCAGCAGCGAGCAGACCAAUGCCGCCAAACAGGUUAUCGCCGUUAUCCAACGAUAAAACAGGUACACAAUACGCACCUGAGUAUUGCGCUGCCACUAUGCAUCAUAGUUUGUGGGGGAUGAUAGAUAUUAGUGAAAGAUUCAAAAUUGUUUUCAAUAAGAAAAUUUCUGCCUGGAAAAAAAAAUA
This is a messenger RNA of Drosophila montana, 1552 nucleotides long. RefSeq lists its product as uncharacterized. The record is from RefSeq and is a predicted model, not a curated record. The coding region runs from base 68 to 1006 and encodes 312 amino acids. NCBI's taxonomy places the organism in Eukaryota, Metazoa, Arthropoda, Insecta, Diptera, Drosophilidae. The transcript has a single exon.